Molecule: messenger RNA, 6116 nt
Organism: Rhopilema esculentum
Lineage: Eukaryota; Metazoa; Cnidaria; Scyphozoa; Rhizostomeae; Rhizostomatidae
Product: proprotein convertase subtilisin/kexin type 7
Biological process (GO): protein processing
Cellular component (GO): trans-Golgi network; Golgi membrane
Molecular function (GO): serine-type endopeptidase activity
Source: RefSeq, a predicted model, not a curated record
CAUUUUUAAGGGGACUAAGUCUCGAAAAAAAUGCUUUACUGUUGAGGCAUUGGUCAAGUUUUGGUUGUAUUAUCAAUAAACAAGAACAGAACAAUGAAAUCAUAUCUUCAUGAUAACCAAACUGUGAGGCUAUUUUCCUGGACUGAAAAAAAUCACAUUUCUAUCGCAGAUAAGAUUUAACCCAAAAAAUCCCCCUUUGAAAGAUCAUUUUCAUUCAUCCUUUAGACUUAGACCGCAUUUUAUCAGUUUUCCAAGUUAUUUUUUCGUACCAGAUUGCGACACGAAAUUUUAUUGAAAACGGCGAGGAAAAAACGAAAGAUCAAAUUUCAGAAGUUCAAAGAUAAUAUUUCCACCAGUUGAUCCUGCGCGCGCAAGAAAAUUUUUUGGCCACGUUCUGCGACUUGCUAAUGGCGGACAAGUAAAUAUUUUGAGUGACGGACAAGAAAAUAUAGAGUUUUAAAGAAAUAAGCAGAUACCAAAUGAAUGGUUUCUUGAAACAGAAUAAAAUUGAGUUUGUGAUAUGUACAGUUGCAUGAAAUCGUGUAUGAAAUCGUGGAGAGCAAGGCCCUCUCAGAAUUUUUCUUAUGCGUCCUCCAGACUCAUGGUUGAAAGAAUGGCACCAUGGCAUUCCUGCUGCAGGAUUGUUUUACUUGAUAAGCAUAUUUUACGUUGCACAGUCUACUGUUUCAUUUAAACAAGAAAACAGUUCAUUAGCAAGUUUUCACAACAAUACUAUUGGUUGGAGAAAUUACAACUUUUCGUUGCAGAGCAAUGGAGACCAGUUAUAUAAGCCCAAAUUAUUUCACUUUGGGAAACGACGUAAUGGACGAGCCAGAUCUAGUAAGAGGAGAAGUUUUACAAAGGAAUUGCGAUUUGGAAAAGCAAAGAGUUAUGGAUUGGUUCGUAAAGGAGAUGAUAGUAUCAUGUUUGAAGGAAAGGUGGAAAGAACUAGAUCAGAAUCUAGGCCAUUUUCUGAAUUUGGAAUAGAAACUAAAAUCACAGAAUUACCAGAAGCAAUUAUGUCUUAUUCGUGGACUAUCAAAUUGCCUGUAAAUAAAUCUAACUUUAUUGAUAGUGAACUUUUAAAAGACAGAGCUAAUGUAAUUGCUGAACAGCUUGGUUUGCAAAAUUAUGGUCCCAUUGUGGGUCUACCUGGAUACUUCUAUUUUGUACAUAGUAAUUUUUUUGACAGGACAGAGCAUUUUUCUGGAAAUAAUCAUAUUAAAAUGAACAUAACUGAGUUUUUAAAUAGUCACCCAGAAAUCGAAUGGGUAAAGCAUGAGCCAGUCAGAAUGCGGAAGAAGAGAGCACUGGAAUUCAAAGACCAAUUUUUCCCAUCGCAGUGGCAUUUGGUAAAUUUGAAAUUUGUCAACCAUGACAUUAAUGUGACGGCUGUCUGGGAACAUAAUGUAACUGGAAGAGGUGUUGCUGUUGCUGUUAUAGAUGAUGGUGUGGAAUGGACAAAUCCAGAUAUUUUGGAUAAUUAUCUGGCUGAAGGAAGCUGGGAUCUAAACUCAAAUGAUGGUGAUCCAAUGCCAAGAGUUGAUGAAGCUGGACUGAACCAUCAUGGCACUAGAUGUGCUGGGGAAAUUGCAGCUGUGGCCAAUGAAUAUUGUGCAGUUGGUGUGGCUUAUGAAGCCAAAGUAUCAGGUAUUCGAAUUCUCGAUGGGCCAAUGACAGAUAGUCUUGAAGCGAUGGCUUUCAACACCAAGAUGGAUAUUAAUGACAUCUAUAGUUGCAGCUGGGGUCCAGAUGAUAAUGGAAAAACAGUUGACGGACCACAUCGUUUGGCCCAGGCUGCUCUGGCUCAUGGGGUUAUGGCUGGAAGAAAAGGUUAUGGCAGCAUUUUCGUAGUUGCAUCUGGAAAUGGGGGACAUUUCAAAGAUAACUGCAAUUUUGAUGGAUAUGCCAAUUCAAUUUUCACAGUAACUGUUGGGGCUGUAGACGAGUUGGGACAGAUGCCUUAUUAUGCGGAACACUGCGCAGCAAUGUUGGCAGUCACAUACAGCAGUGGCCAGGGCCACCAAAGGAACAUUGUAACCACUGAUUGGAGAUUAGGUGGCGGUGUGGGAUGCACAGACAGGCACACCGGCACAAGCGCUGCUGCUCCCCUUGCUGCUGGCAUGAUUGCAUUGAUGCUGCAAGUUAGAAAUUGCUUAACCUGGCGUGACAUACAACACAUCAUUACUUAUACCGCGGUCAAGGUUCCGAUCGAUGAGGAAGAAUGGCAGAAAAAUGGGGCUGGGUUUUUUCACAGCCACAAGCAUGGAUUUGGGCUGCUAAAUUCGUGGAAGCUUGUCACAACAGCGAAGAUGUGGGAGAGCGUGCCAGUUCUGACGUCAUGGACCUCACCACUCAUAAAAGUAGACAAAGAAAUUCCUGCAUCAGGGGAGCUCGUUGAAGAAUUUAGAGUCAAUAAAGACAAGGUUGAAGAAGUCGUCACUCUGGAGCAUGUUACUCUAACGGUCGAUUUGAGUCAUCCUUACCGUGGCGAUGUCAUGAUAAAUCUCUUGUCACCUUCGGGAACAGUUUCGAAACUUGCGACUGCGCGAAAAUACGACAGAUCGACAGAUGGCUUCAAUGACUGGACAUUUUCGACUGUGCGGUGCUGGGGGGAACGACCAGUAGGCAUCUGGAGGGUUACCAUACUCGAUGCCGCGAAUCAAUCGAAAAGAGGACGACUGAGGCAUUGGAAGAUUACAUUCUAUGGCUCAUCAAUGAGCCCCAGAGAAAUCCAACAAAGAAAGAGGCUGGUGAGGGAAGUUUCCAGUGGAAAGUAUCUAAAAGAGCCUGGACCGCCAUGUUUGCCUCCUCCGUCACCUGUUACAGAAAAAAUCUUGUUCUCUGCAAGAUUUCUCAAAGUUCUUCUGCUGCUCAGCGGUUUCAUCUUCUUGGUAUGCACGUAUUUCGUGCUGGAGACUGUGUUUUCCAACGAAGGCAAGUUUCGCACAAUUGAUCUGAAUGAAUCAGAUAUCCAAGCAGCCGAUGGCCUGGACCUCAAGACCUUUUUGCCCAAAGAACUAGCUGCUCAAGACCAGAUCAGGCUCAAUAUUCUUCUGGAAGGUCGGACCCAGAAACAGCACUUGCUCAAAUCUCCAAAAGGAUUCUCUUCUGCACUUGCCGAUCAAUCCGCAGACAGUGAACCGGGCAUCAAAUCGAGUCCUACUGCGGUUUCAAUUUUACUCACGCCGGAUGAUCUCUCAGAGACAAAACAAUUCGAGGAACGACUGAAGCGAGCACUGGAACAGAGUCGAAUUUUGCAAACGCAGCAAAUGAACCAGAUCAUGAAUCUUGAAAACGAGAUCUCGAUUGCAAAUAAAGGCGAUGGCUUCGAUCUGCCUGCUGAAAAGAAUGAUGCAAAGCAAAAGAAACCGAAGAAACUAAAGGGAAUCUUAAAAAAGCCGAGGCAGCUGAAAGAGUGAAUUUUUGUCCGCCCUGCUGGACAAAGAGCAGUUAAAGGGCAAUUUGCAAAAAGAGCAAUUAAAGAUUGGCAAAGAGCAAUUAAAGACAUUGUAAAAGAUAUGAAAGGAAGAUAAUAUCAAAUUUUAAUGGAAAUAAUCAACGGCUAAUUUUGAAAAGAUAUUUUGAGGUAAGUGUUCGUAGAAACUGUAAUUAAAUAACGUUGGUGAUGGCAUUUCAGCUGUGGUGGCGGCAGCAUCGUUGUAUUUAAGAGCAUCUUCUUAAAUUCACAGAGUAGUUCCAUUUAUAGUCAAAUUGUUUCAAUAAAUAACCACAUAUUAAGGUUUGUUGUAAAGUUCUGUAGCAAUUCUUGCUAAAUAUCUUAGUAUUGAACCAAUAUUGUAAGAUUUUGAUAUUCAAAAUUAAUAUAUGUUUGUAGUUUAUAUAUAUUAUUUCAUAUAUUAAUCCCGGUUAGGCGGUAUGGGGUUUUCAUCAGAUAUUCAUCGGAUUUUAGUAUUAUUGAAUAUUCCAUUGUUUGAUAUAAGAUCUUCUCCAUUUCAAUAAAUAGCUUGAGCAAAGGUCACAGUUAUAACACAUAAAGUCGUUUUCCCCUUCAGACAGUAUUUACUUGUGAUGAAAAUCUGAUGAAAUAAUAUGACCGUGUAACAGGGUCUUUAAGCAAAUUAAUAUAAUAUAUAUGUUUCUAUAACAACACAUUAUUAUAAUCUGUAGCAAUCACUGCAGACUGCAAAUACUGAUUGAGUCAUAAUAGUUAACGUAAGUGACGUAAAAUUGAAUUUUAUUAAACCGUAUAAAACUUUAGAUGGCAAUUGUUCUUGAUAGUUUGGACAUUAACACAAUUUGCGAUUAAAUAUUUUCAAAUAUGAAAAGACUCUUUGUAGCAGUUUUUAGUAGCAGAAACUGUAAUUACAGCUAAUAAUUGCUCUAUCUUUUCAGAGAAAGAGCUUCACUAUUUGCUGUCGUCUGUGCUAAUUUUUAUCAAUUGAAAACCGUCAAAAAUUAAAAACACAUAAAGAUUGCUUGAAAGUUUUAUAACUCCGAAUUAUUUCAGAUAUGUAAGAUCAUAAACGACAAUAAUUUAACCUAGUUCUUCGAUGAAAGCUAUUUUUUUAAAAAACAGAUACAUGUCAGACGGGUCAAUUUUCGGUAAAAAGGUAAGGCUUACAAAAGUGGUCAAAUAUUUUUGGAAAUUUUUUCUUCCAAAAACAGCUGAAAAUGCGUCUAUAAUAUCGAAAACGACAAUAAUUUAACCUAAUUCUUGGAUGAAAGCAAUAUUUUUCGAAAAACAGUGACAUGUCAGACGGUUCAAUUUUCGAUAAAAAAGUAAGGCUAUAGGCUUACAUAAAUGGUCAGAUAUUUUUGGAAAUUUUUUCUUCCAAAAACAGCUGAAAUUGCGUCUAUAACAUCGAAAACGACAAUAAUUUAACCUAAUUCUUGGAUGAAAGCAAUAUUUUUCGAAAAACAGUGACAUGUCAGACGGGUCAACUUUCGACAAAAAAGUAAGGCUAUAGGCUUACAAAAAUGGUCAGAUAUUUUUGGAAAUUUCUUCUUCCAAAAACAGCUGAAAUUGCUUCUAUAACAUCGAAAAUGACAAUAAUUUAACCUAAUUCUUGGAUGAAAGCAAUAUUUUUCGAAAAACAGUGACAUGUCAGAAGGGUCAAUUUUCGACAAAAAAGUAAGGUUAUAGACUUACAAAGAUGGUCAGAUUUUUUUGAAAUUUUACCUUCCAAAAACAGCUGAAAUUGCUUCCAUAACAUCGAAAAUAACAAUAAUUUAAUCUAAUUCUUGGAUGAAAGCAAUAUUUUUCGAAAAACAGUGGCAUGUACGAAGGGUCAAAUUUCGAUAAAAAAGCAAGGCUUUAGGCUUACAAAAGUGGUCAAAUAUUUUUGGAAAUUUUUUCUUCCAAAAACAGCUGAAAUUGCGUCUAUAACAUCUGAAACGAGAAUAAUUUAACCUGAUUCUUGGAUGAAAGCAAUAUUUUUCGAAAAACAGUGACAUGUCAGAAGGGUCAAUUUUCGACAAAAAAGUAAGGCUAUAGGCUUACAUAAAUGGUCAGAUAUUUUUGGAAAUUUUUUCUUCCAAAAACAGCUGAAAUUGCGUCUAUAACAUCAAAAACGACAAUAGUUUAACCUGAUUCUUGGAUGAAAGCAAUAUUUUUCGAAAAACAGUGACAUGUCAGACGGGUAAAUUUUCGACAAAAAAGUAAGGUUAUAGGCUUACAUAAAUGGUAAAAUAUUUUUGGAAAUUUUUUCUUCCAAAAACAGCUGAAAUUGCGUCUACUACAUCAAAAACGACAAUAAUUUAACCUGAUUCUUGGAUGAAAGCAAUAUUUUUCGAAAAACAGUGACAUGUCAGACGGGUCAAUUUUCGACAAAAAAGUAAGGUUAUAGACUUACAAAAAUGGUCAGAUAUUUUUGAAAAUUUUUUCUUCCAAAAACAGCUGAAAUUGCGUCUAUAACAUCAAAAACGACAAUAAUUUAACCUAAUUCUUGGAUGAAAGCCAUAUUUUUCGAAAAACAGCGACAUGUCAGACGGGUCAAUUUUCGACAAAAAAGUAAGGUUAUAGGCUUACAAAAAUGGUCAGACAUUUUUGAAAAUUUUUUCUUCCAAAAACAGCUUAAAUUGCGUCUAUAACAUCGAAAACGACAAUAAUUUAACCUGAUUCUUGGAUGAAAGCAAUAUUUUUCGAAAAACAG